GCUCCCCCAGUCCGCCGGCGGCCGCGUGCUCAUGCUGGGCUGGGGGGUAUCGGGAGGACUCGCUCCGGCUGGUCUGGAGCCUGCUCCCGGGCCGCAAUUCUCCUCCUCCUCCUCCCCUGUGGGUCGGGCUGGUAGCGGCCGGCGUGUGCGCACGCCGACGUCGGUGACGUCACUUCCGGGUUCGGCCGCAACCCGGAAGUAAAGCGCAGGAGCAGAGCAGUUUGAAUAAAAGGCGGGAGCUGCCAUAAGGACGCUGAUCUGAGGUCUGUGAGUACUGCAGCUGCAUUUUACCCUACAGAAUGUCAGGUCCUGAGGUACAAACUGUUAUGGAGCUGGAUGCUCCCCCUCUGCCUCCUGCUAAAGAGGCGCAAAAAAAGCUUAAAAAACCUCCUCGCUGCAUCUCUUGUGCAAGGAAACUGCCUGACGAUUAUGGAAAGAAGCUUUGUAAAGCAUGUAUUUCUGAUGUAAUCCAGGAGGAACAGUCGUCCCUUAUGGAAAAUAUCAGAUCGGUGGUUCAGGAAGAAAUUCGGGCCGCUAGAGUUGCUCAGUCUGAUCCCCAGGACGAGCCUUCUCGCAAGCGUCCGCGUUCCAGGAUUUUUUCUUCCGGAUCCGAGGACGCAGGCGAUAAAGCUUCUACCUCCACGCAGUGGGAGGAUGAUCCAUCUCUCUCUGAGGGGGAGGUAUACGAAAAUAAUAAGAAGUUUUAUUUUUCCUCGGAGGAGAUGAAUGACUUGUUAAAGGCAGUCAGAGCAACAAUGGGGAUUGAAGAGACCCCUAGGUCCGUUUCUAUUCAGGAUGAAAUGUUUGGGGGACUCAAGGUGAAAAAAUCCAGGGUCUUCCCCAUAAACGAGCACAUUAGACAGAUGAUUCUGGAGGAAUGGUCAGAACCUGAGAAACGAUUGGGGAUUUCCAAAGAGUUUAAAAAUCGAUUAUUAUUCGACCCCUCUCAGUCUAAGCUGUUUGACGGGACCCCUAAAGUUGACGUGCAGGUGGCAAAGGUUAACAAAAAAACUGCCCUGCCGUUUGAGGAUGCUGCCCAAUUGAAGGACACCAUGGAGCGAAAGGCAGAUGCCCUUUUAAGGAAAGCUUGGGAGGCCUCCAUGUUUAACAUCAAGACCAACAUUGCGGCAACAUCGGUAGCCAGGUCUAUGUACCUGUGGUUAGGGGAACUUGAGAACCACCUAAGCAGAAAGACCUCCAGGGAAGAGAUCCUGCAGUCCAUACCGCUACUCAAAUCAGCUACAGGGUUCCUGGCAGAUGCAUCUGCUGAGUCUAUCAGAUUCUGUGCUAGGGAGGCAGGGUUGUCCAAUGCGGCUCGUCGGACUUUGUGGAUGAAGUCCUGGUCGGGCGAUAGAAUCUCUAAGCUAAAACUGAUAUCCAUCCCCUUUUCAGGAGAAUAUGUAUUCGGGCCGGUCCUAGACGAGAUACUUGAGAAGGCGGCCGACAAGAAAAAGGGAUUCCCAGAGGAAAGGUCCUUUAGGAAGAAUCAGUCCUUUCGGUCCUACGGCGGACAGAAUAAGUCUGUUAGAGGGAAGGGCAAGUCAGGCCGCUGGUCUUAUCCCAAAGGGGGUAGAGGAAGGGGCUUCCUUCUCAAGCCCCAGUCCAAAUCUGAGGACAAACAAUGACGCCGUUGUAGGGGGGAGACUGAAGGAUUUCCUGGGUCCAUGGUCAUUAACAUCAAGAAAUCCCUGGGCCCUGGACAUCAUUCAGCAAGGUUACAGGAUCGAGUUCACCUCUCUCCCCCCUGCAAGAUUCGUCAUCACGAGGUUGCCUACCAGACUCUCCAACCUAAACAUCUUUCAAGGAGUCCAGGACUUGGUGAAGAAGGGUGCUGUAAUCCCGGUCCCCGCAUCUCAGAGGGGUCAGGGGUACUA
Bufo gargarizans (Asiatic toad) is the source of this 1874-nucleotide messenger RNA. RefSeq names its product lamina-associated polypeptide 2-like. The record is from RefSeq and is a predicted model, not a curated record. The coding region runs from base 300 to 1625 and encodes 441 amino acids. NCBI's taxonomy places the organism in Eukaryota, Metazoa, Chordata, Amphibia, Anura, Bufonidae. The transcript has 2 exons.